Botrytis sinoallii is the source of this 783-nucleotide messenger RNA. RefSeq lists its product as uncharacterized. The transcript has 2 exons. The record is from RefSeq and is a predicted model, not a curated record. NCBI's taxonomy places the organism in Eukaryota, Fungi, Ascomycota, Leotiomycetes, Helotiales, Sclerotiniaceae. Bases 1 to 783 code for a protein of 260 amino acids. Gene Ontology annotation, biological process: allantoin catabolic process. Gene Ontology annotation, molecular function: ureidoglycolate lyase activity; ureidoglycolate hydrolase activity.
AUGCUCGAAAAGACCAGACAGCAUCCACCAAAUAUCAAAGAAAAGAUAAUUCAUACAAAACCACUCAAUCAAGAUGAUUUUGCAACUUUUGGGGCUGUGAUUCAAAACCCCGCACCAGCGGUGAUCCCAUCAUCAACGAUCAAAACCUUACCACCAAAUGCGGUACAAGCCAACCAAGGUACCGCGCUCAAAUACCUAGAUGUCACGCAUAUGAAGGAUUACUACGGGAGCGCUCCUAGUCAACGGGUCGCGAAUGCAGUCAUGAACAUGUUUGUAUGCGCACCUCGUUCGCUUCUCCCGUCUCACGAUAGCAAUAUCGGGGGGUUAUUUCCGGUCACCAUACUGGAAAGACAUCCUUUCACGACUCAAACAUUCAUACCUCUCGGGAUAUCACCCUCGGAGCAAGAAGAUGUAUGUUACUUGGUUGUCGUAGCACCGAGUUUAACGCCGUCAUCAGUCGAUGAAACCUUACCUGUCCCCGUUCUCUCCCCCCAAACAAGCACGAGUGAUGAUAAUGUUGAGAACCUGCCCGGUCGCGGUUUACCGGACCUGAAUAGAAUUCAGGCUUUCUUAGCGAAUGGUUCACAGGCGGUCACCUAUGGAGCGGGGACCUGGCAUGCUCCGAUGGUGGUCGUGGGGAAGAAGCCCAUUGAUUUCGUCGUGGUGCAAUUUGCAAAUGGGGAAGGAAUUGAAGAUUGUCAAGAGGCAGAGCUGGAGACAACGGAUAAGGAUAUAUGCGUGGCAGUCCCCAAGUUGUCAAGGAAUGCGACGUGGAAAUUAUGA